AUGAUUGAAAACAAAUAUGAUUACAAAAAGGCAUUACUCAAAGACUUAAUGAAAAAUAUACCAAAUUCCUUUAUUAUUGAAGUAUGUACGUCAGCAUUUUUUAAUAUUUUAUUGAUUCCAUCAAGAUGGUAUAAUGAUCAAGUUGCACAAUUAUCUGAAAAUGAAAUACAUGUUUUACCAUCAAUUCAAUUAUUUAAUACUUCUCAAAGUGUACCAACUCAUUCAAAUCUUAAUUUGAAAUAUUCUUAUCCAGAUAUCAUACAUGGAGGAAAUAUUUUUACACCAGAACUAAAGGAAAAUAUAACUGAUUGUCAAGAAUCAGAGUAUAUUAAUCUACUUAAUAAUUUCAUAUUUUCUAUAGAAGUUAAUUUGAGUGAAAUGAAUGAUAAGGAAAAUACAGAUGAUUUUCAAAGAAAAAUUUCAAAUCCAAUCUAUGUAAAACCUUGUAGAAGACCACCUCAAAAGAGAUAUAAAAGUUCUUUGGAACAGCAAUGUAUUAAUCAUACAAAUGCUGAACUUUGUACAUCUUUAGGAAAUGCAUGUCAAAAUGUUGAUUAUUCUUUAUCUGAUAAAUUUUCUGAAAGUAGUGGGUUGAAUAAUUCUAAACAGAUAAAAAAAUGCAGAAGAUGUGUUCUCAUGGUUGAACAAACAAAUAAUCGAACGAACGAACAAAUAAACGAACAAGCAAAUAAUCAACGGCAUAAUUAA
Molecule: messenger RNA, 708 nt
Organism: Rhizophagus irregularis DAOM 181602=DAOM 197198
Lineage: Eukaryota; Fungi; Glomeromycota; Glomeromycetes; Glomerales; Glomeraceae
Source: RefSeq, a predicted model, not a curated record